AUAUUUGCGAAGCAUACAUGCAGAGAUCCGCAUAACUGCUCUUUUUAUCGACAACGAUCUUUCAACAAAUGUUUGAUUAGCAAAACAUGUUUCCUUCUUAUUAUACCACUCGUAAUUGAUAUAGCAAUCGUGCUUACAUUGUCUGAAGUGGACAUAAUAUGGCGUCAAAUUAUCUGUGUUCGUGAGUUUACAGUGAAUAUGAUUCGUAUUGGAUUGAUUUACAUAGUAUGUCAUGUCUACUGGGUAGGAAAUCGUCUACAGUUUGUACACAAAGAGAUACAUACAACUAUACAAAUUGCGAUAAAAUAUCCACAAAACACAAAUAUCACAGUUAAUGAACUAAAAAUAUUGAAAUCUCUUUAUGGUCGCAUUUGGAAAAUAAGUCGACAAAUUAACGAACGUUUUAAUUGGACCAUUUUAACAGUAGUGACCUUUGAAUGUUGGAAGAUUUCUAAUGGAAUCUAUUGGGUAUUUAUGCGCAUUCGAUACAAUCAUUGGGUUUUAAUUUGGCAGUCAAUUGCUUUUCAUGUACCUGCACUCAUAGCUUUGGUGGUAUUAAUCCAAGAAAUUGAAUAUUGGAGAAAGAUGACCAAAAAAAUUGUAAAAUCGAUUUUUGUAAAAAAACAUCCGCACGAAACUCUAAUUCGAAUGAUACGAAAGAUUGCAUACACAUUACACUUAUGUCCAUUUCAAUUUUCCGCCAUGAAUUUUUUUUAUUUGAGUAAAAAAAUAUGUGUCCCUAUGAUUUCCGGUAUAGUAACAUUGAUGUUUCUUCUCGUUUCCAUUAGUCCGUCAUAUGAUAAUUAACCACCAUCCCUC
Messenger RNA from Contarinia nasturtii (swede midge), 819 nucleotides. RefSeq lists its product as uncharacterized. Gene Ontology annotation, cellular component: membrane. The transcript is spliced from 5 exons. The record is from RefSeq and is a predicted model, not a curated record. Gene Ontology annotation, biological process: sensory perception of taste. Bases 199 to 807 code for a protein of 202 amino acids. Lineage: Eukaryota; Metazoa; Arthropoda; Insecta; Diptera; Cecidomyiidae.